Drosophila albomicans is the source of this 945-nucleotide messenger RNA. It is a transcript of the gene Zip42C.2, whose product is annotated as zinc transporter ZIP1. Gene Ontology annotation, cellular component: plasma membrane. The transcript is spliced from 2 exons. NCBI's taxonomy places the organism in Eukaryota, Metazoa, Arthropoda, Insecta, Diptera, Drosophilidae. The record is from RefSeq and is a predicted model, not a curated record. The coding region runs from base 1 to 945 and encodes 314 amino acids. Gene Ontology annotation, molecular function: zinc ion transmembrane transporter activity. Gene Ontology annotation, biological process: zinc ion transmembrane transport.
AUGAACGAUCAUCAACUAGUUGUUGCCAAAGUUGUGGUUAUUGUGGUGCUGCUGUUGGUCACAUUAAUCUUCUGCUUCCUGCCUUAUAUCCUCAAUCGUUGGUACAAAUGGACUGAACGGAAUGUGGGCAAUGCUCGGGACUUUCUCGCAGUGCUUUGUCUAUUGAACUUUGGUGGUGGCGUCUUGAUUGCCACCACUUUCAUUCACAUACUGCCCGCGGUGGUGGGCGUUGUGGAUGCACUGCAGCAAUGCGAAAUGCUGGCGACAACGCCAUUUGCGUUGCCCGAGAUGCUCAUGUGUUCCGGCUUCUUUCUGAUGUACGGCAUUGAGGAAUUGAUGUACUUCAUAGUCGGACGACAGCAGCGUAAGAAGCAGGAGAUACUGCAGCAAGCUCUAGAGGAAGGCACAGACAAGGAACAGCAGCAGCUGGAAGAUGUGGCAGAACCGAAUUGGCUGCGUGGUCUGGGCAUUAUUGUGGCGCUGUCGUUGCACGAACUCUUUGGCGGCAUGUCCAUUGGCCUCGAGGAGAGUGUGCAGAAUACUUGGUUCAUGUGUGGCGCCAUUGCGGCCCACAAGCUCGUCUUGGCCUUUUGCAUUGGCAUGGAGAUUAUGAUGGCCCACACACGCUGGCUAAUUGCGGUCAUCUAUCUGGUUGUCUUCUCCAUUGUGACGCCCAUUGGCGUGGGCAUUGGCAUUGCGGUCAGCGAGACAGCGAGUGCGAAUCAACCCAGCAUUCCGGCUGGAAUUUUACAGGGUAUUGCCUGCGGCACUCUGCUCUAUGUAGUCUACUAUGAGAUUGUGGCCAAGAAUCAUGCUGGCUGGCGCAUCUUCCUCUGCUGUCUGGGCGGCUUUGUGCUCAUGUUUGGUCUGCAAAUCGCAGUGGUCGAAGCGAAGGGUAAAGGUGGCUACGAAUGCCCCAGCCAUGUGGUCAAUAGUGUCAACUAA